Trichoplusia ni (cabbage looper) is the source of this 2671-nucleotide messenger RNA. It is a transcript of the gene Nup107, whose product is annotated as nuclear pore complex protein Nup107. Gene Ontology annotation, cellular component: nuclear pore outer ring; nuclear pore. Gene Ontology annotation, biological process: protein import into nucleus; mRNA export from nucleus; post-transcriptional tethering of RNA polymerase II gene DNA at nuclear periphery. Bases 96 to 2624 code for a protein of 842 amino acids. Lineage: Eukaryota; Metazoa; Arthropoda; Insecta; Lepidoptera; Noctuidae. Gene Ontology annotation, molecular function: structural constituent of nuclear pore. The transcript has a single exon. The record is from RefSeq and is a predicted model, not a curated record.
AAAUGUCACUUAAACUUUGUCGGUUGUCAAAGUUCGGCGCGCUUAUGUUCGUUUGAUGUGAAUUUAUAAAGUUUAUACCAUUUAUUCAGUAUAAAAUGGCUAAAAAUUUUGAUAGAAGUCUCCAGUUAAAUUCCACGCAGUUCACACCUUUGAAAAAUAAAAGAAAUCGCCAGUUAUUGGCAAGAGAAGAUACGUUAAACAUUUCGCCGAUACUAAACGACACAUCUAUAUUUAAAAAUCUAAACGAUACGAGUUUACGGCAAGUUUUAGAAGAAUCUUCAAUCGUAAUAAAUCCUGGGGUUUCAACUGAAGGCUUAAGCGAAGCAUUUUUUGAAAUUAUUCAAACAAGCCGUCCGAGCGAUGUGUUAGACACAUUAGCGAGGUUAGCCCAAGUGUGUUGUGACUCGCUUGAAUUAGUCGAACCCUGGAAUAGAUACAAUGCACAAAACUACUGGUUGGCCGAAGAGGCAAAUACAUGGAAACUUCUCCAUUGUUUGUAUGCUGACUCCAUUACUGAACAUCCAGAGUCUUUAGACAGCUUAAUUACUGAUACUACACUAUCACAGCAGACAUUAGUUGAUGCUUUAUUCAGAAGCGACUCUGAAUUGAGACUUUUGCAGUUGUUGGUAGACUGGUUGGAGGCUACUGCAGCAUAUCAAGAGGAAGCCACAAAGACCUCAGCUCCAAUUAUUAGUAACAACAUACACUGGGGAAACACUUUACAUCAACUACUUAUUGGCACAAGUUUGUUUAAUAAAGAAAAAAGCAAAGCUAUGGUGACAUGUAUGGAUCCAGAUGCUCCAAGGCGUCAGAAGAAGAUACUUCACUCUGAUGAUCAAAAGGAUGAUAAUGAUUUAUGUAAAAGAAUAUUUACUGAAGUGAGGUGUGGGAAAUUUAAGGAUGCAGUAUCCCUUUGCAUUAAUUCUGGGCAGGCCUGGCGAGGGGCUGUACUACAGGGCUGGAUUUUGCUGCACUAUUUACCACAAGAAGAAAAUAAUUCUGCAAUAGAAAUUUCAGGUAAUCCAUCAAGAGAUUUAUGGAAAUGGUGUGCAUUGGCAUUGGCUAAUAAUACCACUGAAAAUAUUCAUUAUAGAGCUACAGUAGGAGUAUUAUGUGGUCACUUAGCAAGCACUCUUACCGCUUGCCAAGGUAGUUGGGAAGACUUGCUUUGGGCUCAUUUACGUGUUCAAAUUGAAGCCAGAGUUGACAAGUUUUUACAUGAACAUCAUGCCACAGUUGAUGCCAAUACUACCCCUUCUGAUGUUCUUGAACUACUGCAGUCUGAAUUACAGGUUGAAGAAAUGGCAUUACAACAAAUUUUUAGUGCUGUGAAAGCCCUAAUGGAUGGUAAAAAGGAGUCAUUAUAUCAAACAUGUCAGCACUAUCUUAUGCUUGGGCAUGUUAGAGCCAUCAUGCAAGACUCUUUAGAGUGGAUUGAAAACAGUGAUGACAGAUUUGUAAGAUUUUUAGCACACUUAAUUCUAAUACUCAGACAAAUGGGUAAAGAUCCACAACAUGAUAUUGGAGAUCAAAUAUUGGAAAAAUAUGUCACUCAGCUUGUUGGUCAACUAAUUGAUGGUUCAGUAGAAUGUCCUGAACUUAUUGCAUACUAUACUUCUACUGUACCAGUUAACAGACAAAUUUUAUUGUAUGCGGAACUGAUGGAUCAUAUCCAUAAGAGUGAGUACAGGCAGGGAGUUGUGAAAGCAGGUCUCAAUGCAGGUAUAGAUGUAGCAGCAUCAGCCAGAGUUGCCAUUAAAAAGGCUAUCACAGAUAUUCAGCAAGGCUAUGGCAAUUUAGAUUUAACAUUUACUCAAACCACUGCUGUUGAAAAGGAUAAAACUUUGAUUCAGAAAGUGAUAUCAUCCCUUGAGUGGUUGUCACUGAUAUCUAAUCAACUUGAAGAAGCACUAUGGCUCAGCAAUGCAAUGAUCAGAACAUUUAUUUUUAUUGGAAAUACAGAUGCAGCACUGGCAUGUAUCAUGAAUGUUAAUAAAAUGUUCCCAGAAUUUUUAAACAAGAUGACUGCGAACUCUGCAGAAUUGAGAGAGCAUUUGUGCUUAAAAGCAUAUUUGGAAGCUUUAGAAGGCUUUGCUACUUGGUACCGACACUUUAUAAGUGGGCAGCCUAAGGAUAUAGAACCACUACCUUCUGAUGCAACCUUUUCUGACAAAGUACACCAUGAACAGAGGUGUGCCCAAGUUGAACAGCAAAAAGCUCGUUGGCUCAAUGCCGUAUCACAUCAAGCUAGGCACACGAAAAAUUUGUUAUACAAUGUGUUACUAUUCCCUGGAGGAUGGCUACAAGAUGAAAGUGAUAGCACCACCUCACACAAGUUUGAUGACGAUGAAAAGCAAGAGAGAACCAAGCAGUUGGAGACUUUGAGACGUCUCUGCAUUCCUGAAGUUGUGAUUUUAAUUCUUAAAAUAUUGCAAAGUAACGAAGACAUUGAAAAUCAUAAAGAAGCUGUUGAAUUGAGUACUAUUAUUGCUGGAGAGAAUAGAUGUCUUUACAAAGUAUUCACCAAAAGUAAGCUUAUGGAAGUUUUGGAUAGGAUUAAGGAAUCAUCAAUCUUAUUGAUAGAGAAAGGAAGGGAUAUGUUUGGAUAUGAAAUAACUGAAUAAUUGCAUGUAUUUUUUGUCACUUAAAAUAAAUGUUUGUAAUAAUUAAC